Molecule: messenger RNA, 2473 nt
Organism: Lates calcarifer (barramundi perch)
Lineage: Eukaryota; Metazoa; Chordata; Actinopteri; Centropomidae
Product: DNA repair protein XRCC4
Exons: 8
Coding region: 148-1059 (303 amino acids)
Biological process (GO): double-strand break repair via nonhomologous end joining; response to X-ray; immunoglobulin V(D)J recombination
Cellular component (GO): DNA-dependent protein kinase-DNA ligase 4 complex; DNA ligase IV complex; nucleus
Molecular function (GO): DNA binding
Source: RefSeq, a predicted model, not a curated record
GAGAAAACAAGAGUUGAAGGUUGAAACGUCUCUCAAAAACUGUCAACAGAGUGAGCUGCAAUGUCUCCAUUGUCAUGCAAAAAGUACUUCGUUUGGACGUCGCAGUAGUUAGCCCCCACAAUACCGUCUGAAGGCCACACGAGAGACAUGAGUGGUGCAGUCAGCCAGAUAGCAAUAACUACUGAUCCAGAUACUCCCUACUUCCUGCAAGUGAACUGGGCAGUAGACCUGGGUGCUGGGUUCACACUAGCCCUCACUGAUGGCAGCUCAGCAUGGAUCGGAGAAGUUUCAGAAGAUGAUGUGACAAAGGAAGCCAAUGAACUGGGAGUCACAAGGGAAAAAUAUGUUGAGGAUCUUCUUCAAGCGCUAACAAGAAGUGAGGAAAGAGGAGGAGGAAGGAGAGGAGGCAACAAGGAGGUGUAUUCUUUCCACCUUACUCCAGAUCACUGUCAUCUCUCGUUUCAGAAGAUCUGUAAUGAUGUCUCGGUAGACUUGGGCUCUGUGGAGCUCCAGCCAGCUCCAGACCCUCUAGAGCUGAACCGGGAGAUGAUUGGCCAGUCCCUAAAGCGCAGCACAGAUCUGGAGUAUGAAAACUGCCAGCUGCUGGAGGAGAACCAUAGACUGAAACAGGAGCACCAGCGAAUUCUCACAGAGCUGGAGCAGCAGGUUCUGGAUAAGGAGGUGUUGGAGAGGAAGCUGUACUCACGUUUUGUCAUGGUGCUGAACGAGAAGAAGGCAAAGAUACGAGGCCUGCAGGACGCCAUCCGCCAGCUCCAACAGACCACUGACCAGCAGAGAGACGAGGAGAGGAGACAAAGCACUUUGUCCUCUCCUCUCAAACGUGUAAUGAUGAAUGAAGAUGGCAGUCAGGAUGGAGAAGAGGAGACAGAUCAGAGCAUCCAUCCCUCCCAAGAGGCAACUAUCCUCAUCACAGGUCGUAAUCUUGUGUGCCAUGGCAUCUCUGUGGACCGGACCUUUUUUGACGAUGAAGAUGAACAACCAAGACAGAAACGCAGGUUGCUUCACGCUCUGAGCCCAGAACCAUCUGAGCAGGAGUAAAAUCACAGAGAUGAUAUCCAGGACUCAUCAACAUGAUUAAAGCCCUAAAUCUAAGGCUUUGGUGAUGAACAGGUUUUCUUGAUCCCUAUCCAGCUAUGUGGCUAGCUAGUCAACCCUCACUUCAAUACACACAACCAAAACAGUGACAACCAGGCAACAGUGUCCUGGAGGUGUCCCCAGAUUUGAUGCCAGAUUUUGUCCCAGAUUGUGAAAGCAAUUUUCAGAAAGCGAGAGCAUGUUGCUUCCAUCUGGUUUGCUUUAACUGUGACAAUUACCUGCCACAGCUCUCAUGAGAGACUUACCGCUUGCCUCUCAUCCUCAAUAAAUCAAAAGACAAACAAUUAAUGACGCUAUAUUAUCCCAAAUGCUCCGGACUGCGCACUUCAUUCUGUGCUGCUGCGAAGCCUUUGCCCAGAUAUAGUCGCGUGAUAACAGGCACUUAAUGCCCUCCAGUGCUUCCUCAGGAACUGAUGGCGUUGCUGCUAAUGACAUGGAGAGCAUGGCAGAGCAUGUAGACCAGGAGUAUGGAAGCAAUUUCUCGAGAGUUUGACUUCGCCCUGAGCUCGAAUUUGGCUGCCAAGACCCUUAGCCUUGGCUCUGUGUGAGACCGGAGAAAGAGUAACAACUACUGAGGGACAACAGGCUACACCCAGAAAACAGGGUGUCACCACCAAGGAACUGAAGCUGCUUUGUUGCUGCUUAUUCAUCAUGUCUUGCUGAUGUUUUCCUCCCUCUUUUCAUUAUGAAAAUAAACUAUGUGCCAUCUCUUUCAUUUCCUCUUUCUAAACUAGCAUUUUGCAAAAGAUAAUUUGACCUCCCCCUUUUCUCUUGCUUACAUCUGCCCUUUUAUUCUGUGGAUGUUCUGUGGCCCAAACUACCUGAGGGUGUUUUGCAGAGGGUUAAUAGGGUUGUGUUGUCUUCACCUCCUCACCUCUUCCUUUACCUCUGCUACCAGCUUUAGGUCCAGAGGUCAUCACAGUGUGUCUUCACACUGACAGUAAUGAACCUAAGGAAACAUACUCAGUGUCUUUAUCUGAACAUUCUACCUUUGACUUCUGGACCUUUCUGCCGUCUUUUAGAAUUUUGAUGAUACCUAUAUGUCUGCUGAAGACCACGGGCGGCCGCCAGGAUAAUCCCACAACACGUGCUUUUGGGUUUAGUAAUCCCCACAGGAAUGUCACACUCUCUCCUAUAUAGCCAAUUGAUGCAAGAAUAACAAUUUUAAUGUUAUUUUAAAUAUAAAAAAUAUUUUCUAUAAAAGUCUAAAAUACACGAUGGAGUAAAAUUUUAAUUGCAAUGUAAAAUAUUGUAAAUGUUUUCUUCAAGUCUUCAUGGUAAAUAUCUAUUGUGAAAUGCCUCACAAGAUAAGGCAUGUUAUUGUCAGCCUGACAUAAAUAAACAUUUUACAUUGUAA